AUGGGCCCCAAACGGCCCAAGACCGGCGGCCGCAGCUCCGCCGCGGGGGCGGCGCCCAGGAGCUGGGAGGCCGCGCUGGUGUCCGCCCGCCUCGAGGAGGAUGACUGGAAACCUAGCAUCGCUUUUGUCGUUGGGAACAAAAUUGAGGAUGAAAUCCACAUAAAGGCCUUGUCUCUUGCUGUUCAGGUGCCACAGCGGAAGCUCUUCACUGUGAUAACACAUGAAGACAUUUUCAGACAGAUCAUGGAAGCUGGAAAUCAAAAAGGAAGAAAAGUUAAGGAUGUCCCUAUGUACCAUGAGGUGACUGAAGUAGCCAAAGCCAUUCUGGAAAGUGGAGAACAAAUUCCUAUAACACUGAUUGGAAAGCUGUUGAAAUUUCAGCUGCUUUGCUUCAAGCAGAAGGACCUUGAGAGAAGAGAAGCUGAAAAAAAGGCAGAAGAAGAGCGAAAAAUGGAAAAAGACAGAGGGAAGGAGAAAACUAAGCUUCCUGGCAAGAAGGAAAAAAAAACUAGUGCCAAGAUAGCUGACAAAGAAAUGAAAGGGAAGAAAACAGAAGUCGCCCCUCCAGCAGCAAUUACUGUCAAAAAGGACACCAAAUUAAAACGACGAGGUGAAGCGGAAGAGGAAGACAAAUACAUUGAUGAUGAACCAGAUGAUGGUGCACAUCAUUACUUUAUAAUUUUGGAUUUCCACAACCCUCAGCUGCUGCCUGUGCUGUCUGAACUUGGGAUUAAUGUUUCAAGUGUAAUUAGGAUUUCUUCUGAGAAUUAUGAACCACUGCAGACGUACUUGGAAGAGGCUAAACUUCAAGAAGAAUCUUUACUUUCACCUGAAGUUGUAGAAGCAGAGAAAAGAAAGAAUGAUGAAGCUAUCAAAGACCUGGAAACAUUUUGGAAAUACUUGGAGCCAAUUCUGAACAGUGGAAAGCAUGGAUCAAGUCUCUUUGAUAUUGCCAGACUUCAUCACCUAGUAAAGGAGAACUCCUUUCCCCCUAAUUGGUCUGACAGUGAAAUGCUGCUUGUAUUUGGCACUACACUGUUUGAAAGCAUUGCUUGUUUAAUGUAUGACUGUCUGGAUUGGAAAAGACAGCAUUGUCACUACUUGGAAAACACCAAGUUUAUUAAUGUGCCUGCAUUAUCAAAGAACAAAUUGGCACAAUCCCUUGUAACAGAGGUACAUCCAGCAUCAUCGAUUACAUCUUCAAAGAAAAAAGGACAAGCAGAGGAAGUUCUGCCAAAAGUAAUUUUGUCAGAGGAGGAAGAAGUUUCUUUUCUGGCUACUUAUGUCAACAUGAGGUAUUAUAAUGACUUGCUGAGUCAGAUUCCCGAGGAAUGCAUUUCUGUGCCCUUAAUCCUGAACUGCAUGUUGGAACAGGUUAUUGCAAGUGAAGAAGACCUUACACCACCUAGCCUCAUGGUACCAGAGCCCCGGGCAGAUGGACUAGAUCAUAUCAUUGCAGACCAUCUAGCCUCUAUCCUUCCUUCUCUUCCGCUUUCUGACAGUGAAAGAAAGAAUCUCUAUGACCACUUUUCUUCCAAAUACAGUGAAAAAAAGGCUGUGACUCCCAGGGGCCCUCUCUUAUUAAACUACCAUGAUACUCUGGCUCAGCGGUUGCACCUAUUGGAGGUCCAAGAGGGCUUAAAUCUAGAAAAGAUUGAACGUGAAAUGUUGGACAAACUGCCUCUUACAGAACUUCUACAUUUUACCCUUCCUUCACCUGAGAACAACACUAAACGCUUGGCUAGAGUUCAUGAGCUCAUGCAUUAUUGUACCACUGAACUUCUGAGUUGGGCUGAAGUAGAAAGAGCCUUCAAAGUGUUUACUUUUGAAAGCCUGAAGCUGACUGGGCUGAGUGACUCUGGUCUCCUGGAGAGCUCUGGGUCCACAUUCAGAGGUGAUUCUGAAGUGUCUUAUAUCCCCUGGGAUAAUCCAGCCAGGUUUGCAAGACAGCUGAGACAACUCUUCCUUGUGGAAAAGAAUCUUAAUGGGAAAUCUCCAAGAGGCUCUGGACAUACAGAAACAAGUGACAAAGGUGGAAGAGAGAAUCUGGCUGAUCCUGUUUUAAACAAAGAACUGGAUCUUUUUAUUUCUAAAAUGGUGAGUCUGGAAAAUUACAGCCCAGAACUAAACUUAGAAGAAAUAAAAAAGAUUCAGAGGCGUUGUUUGACAGACUGGAUUUUUGCUGAGCAUUUUCAACCACAUGUCCUUAUUCAGGUUCUUCACACUGCAGCCCAACAGUAUAGAUGUGUUGAUUCCUUCUAUCAUACCCAAGAUAACUCGUUGCUUAUGGUCCUUCACAACCCUAUGAAUCAGUAUCGUCUGUGCCAAGAGACUUGGAAUAUAGCAUUGCACUCUGAUGUUGGAUUCAGGAACUAUCUUGAGUUGGUGGCCAGCUCAAUUGAAGACUGGGUGAAAGAGGAGGAAGUCAAAUACCAACAAGAGAAGAUGGCUAAGGAAAUGGAAGCUCUUACUCUGGCAAAAGUCAUGGCAGAAGGAGCUCUUGAAUUUUAUGAAGCUGCUGUCAAAAAAAGUGGUUUCCUUAAGAAAGCCAGAAGUGACACGUCAGUACCUGAGAGCAUCACAGAGACCACUCUAGAAUCUCAGUCCAACAAAGAAAAGAGUCCUUUUAUCAGAGAAGGUUCUCUUAAGGCUUGGAAGGAGGAGCAGGAUCAAUUACUAGAAGAAGAACGACUUAAGGAAGAAAAAAAAGCAAAAAAAGAAAAUCCAGAAGGUAAAAGGAAAGGGCAGGAGACAAUAGUACUUGAAGAAAGUAAAGGUACCAAGAAGAAACACUCUAAAGAGAAAAUUAAAGAUGAGCCAUCAAAAGCCCUUGAACCUGUGGAAGAUUCCAGCAUGCCAGAACCACCUCCUGAGAAAGUUUAUAAGUUUCUUGGCUACAAUACAGGGGAAGAUCUCAUUCAAGUAUCAGGAACCAAUCAGUAUCUUUUUCCAUCUGAUGGAGGACAGAUUGAAGUAGAAAAGAUAGAGUUUGUGAAAGGUCUAACUUUGGUAAAGGUGAAGGUGGUAAAGGACAACCACAAUUUCUUCAUUCAUAUCACAGACCCCAAGAAAAACAUAAUAGAAUUUGAAGUGCAAGAAAUGAAUGAAGAAGAGAAAACUAAAGCAGGAAAAUUGAAAAAUCCAAAGAAAUCUGUGAGCAAGUUUGGAUCCUUUUCAGCCACCUUGGAAAAUGGAAUCCAGCUGUCCUUGAGCUAUUAUGGACCUACAGGGAAGACAGCAGAAGAUGAAACAGAUCCUGACUUAGCAACAAUUCUGAACAUCCCCUCUGUUCAUAUUCCAACUGUCAUUUCUCCUGCUACAUCAACUUCAGCAAAAAGUCGUAAGUCAGUCAAACAGAAAUCAGGAAAAUCCCUGCCGUCUACAAAAGGGAGCCAUAGUAAAAUAAGCCCUCCACCACCAGAAGACCUUGUAAAGCAGGAAGAAGGAAAGGUGGAAGUGGAAGAAACAGCUUCCCAAACGCAAGUGAUGUCAAAUUUUCCUGCUUUCCCAAGUUUGAAUGUCUCCUGUCCCAAUGGACUAGUGUUAACUUUCCUUGGUGAAAGUUUUGAAGAUUUGAAAGGUGAAGCUACUACAGCUGAAGCUAAGAAAGAGGUGGUAAAGGAAAGUGAGGCCAAAGCCAAGGAAGCAAAGGAAGAGGAGGCUGAGAAAACUGAGGCCAAAGCAAGUGAAGUCAAGGUAGGGGAGGCUGUGGACAGUGCAGUGAAAGAGCAUGAGGUUACAGAAGGUGAAAUGAAGCAAGAAGACAUCAAAAGAGAAGAGACCAAGAAGCCUACUCUGGAAAUUCUGGUUAGGCAGAGUCAUCCCCAAAAGAUAAAACACUCUCAUCUAUAUACAGCAGUGGUAAAACAAGAGGUGUCAAGAGUCAUCACCAGUCAAGGAACUGUCAUAAAAUACAUGACAGAUGGAUCUAGCCAGAUUCUGUUUGCUGAUGGCACAGUGUGCACAAGUCCUGAUUCUGGCCCAGUCAUACCACGACCUCUAAUUCCGGAUAACAUCCAACCAUUACAAGAAUCAGAGCCUUUGCCAGAGACCAGCACUAAGAAAGGAAAGGGCAGCCACAUAAGCAGUCUAUCAAACCCAAACAAGGAUGAGUUGUUUGAAAAUGCUGUUCAGGGUCUGGUUAAUACUGAGCAACCUAAGGAGAAUGAGUCAGGAACCUGGAUAACAACAACGUCUUUAGGCUUUCAAGUGGGCACUGAGGGAGCAAAGCGAAUGGAUUUAAAGCCACUCUUAAUCUAUCAGGCAACUGAUCCAGCUGAUGGAACGAUUAUGACUGUACGAGAUGAUGCAGUGAUAAUAGUUGAGAAGCUGGAUGGCAGCAGAGUUGUAGAUCAUGCUGAUGGUACUAGAAUCACCACUUUCUUCCAAGAUUGUGAAGAACUUUUUGUACCUCAGGAUGGUGAAGAAACAGAUAAACCUUCAGAAGCCAUCACAAGAAAGGUGAAAUGUAUGCGAGUGGAGAAUCCUGAGUUUGCUACUGUUAUAACAAAUUGUGAGGACAGUACCUGUUGUACCAUCUUCGGAGAUGGGACAUCUAUUAUAGCAAAGCCACAAGGAACAUACCAGGUUUUACCCAUGAGAAUAGGCUCCCUUUUCAUUGAUGAAGAUUGUUCAGCAGUUUAUACCCAUGAAGUUUAUAAUAAUAAUAAAUUUAUCAGCAAGCAAGAAGGGAAGCAAGCAGGGAAAUAUGUUAUGAAACACACCUCCAGCACUAUUUGUGAGGUGAUGGAUCCUGAAGGAAAUCUUUUCAAGGUCAUGGCUGAUGGCAGCACAUCUGUCUUUGUUUCUAGCAUUGGCUGCGAUGACAAGGAAGACAGAAGUUCAGCAUCAGUAUUGCCAGAAAAUAAUGAACCUAUCGCUUAUGAUGAUGAGCAUGUCCCCAGGUUCUUCAUUGUCUAUGCUGAUGGUUCUGGGACUGAACUCCUUCGGAGCAGGGAUGUAGAAGAGCAUCUUGCUGAGGCCUGUAGUGAUCCAGCUACUGCUGUCUUGCAGGACCCUGUACAAGAAUGUCCAGGUGUUUUAAAUAUUACUAUCCUCCGCCCUUUGGUUGAAGCCUCCUCCUGGAUAAUGAAUAAAGAACCAGAAAGUAUUAUUCCUCCCAAUCUUCAGUCAAGGAGCUGGGAUACAUUUUCUCCUUUUGAGAGGAAGGUCACAGAUCCCCCAGUCAGAACACAUAUUUGGAAGGGUCUCUGCAUUGGAUCUGAAGAGCGGGCCUGCUUGUCAGUACCUGUGCGAAAAUGUCCUAAUAAACUCCAAAUCCGUCAGCUAUUCCAGUAUGAGCCGCUCGGUGAUGAACUAAGAGAAAAGCUGCAGCUUUCUCUCAAGGAAUACAUAGACAUCAUUUUGAAGCAGGAAAAUGAGCUGCAAGAGAUGAAUGUAAAAGAACCAAGAACAGAAGAGGAAAAGGAGAAUGCUGCAGAUCUGCUCAAACUGGUCAUGUCCUUCCCUAACUUGGAGAAGUCAUCCAAAGAUCUCAGCACCAAAGUACACAUAGAUGAGUUAUAUGAACAGGCAGUGGCUUCUCAGUUCCAGUGUCCCACAGGGAAGACAAUCUCUAAGAAACCAAAGGACCACUGGGAGACGUUCAGCACAGGACGAACAAUAGUGUCUAAGUGGCAGAGCAGACUAGAAGAACACAGGAAGGAACUUGAUGAAGGAAAGAAAUGCUUAAUAGCACUAAGAAACAAAAUACUUCCUCCAUAUUUUGAAUCGGAAUUUGGCAAGGAAUUUCUUCUGAAAAAGUUUCCUGAUGUGGAAGCACUUUCUAAGGAACUUCCUCCAGUUCCAAAAAAAGAAAGUGGUUAUCUGCCUUUACAGGUGAUCAAAAACCCCGUAAGAGGUAAUUUGACAUCUGAAUAUCUCAAUACCAUGAGUGAUUCCUCACCUUCACCUGGUUUUCUGCUACAGAUUGAUUCACACCAAAGUGAAGCUCCCAGCACAGCAGCCUACUUGAACAAGGCUUCAAGAUCACAUCAGACACUCUUUCGACCUAAAAUUCAGAGUCUGCUGGUGAAUGCUGCAAGGCAGCCAAGAAAAGAAAAAGUAGAAUUACCACCAUGUCUCCAGGGGAGCAAACCAGACUCCAUACCAAAUAAAAAAGUAGAUGAUCCUGUUGGGGGAAAAGUCAACACAUCUUCUCUUGCAACAGUGAAACAGCAUCUUAGUACGUUCCAGCUCAUUCCACCUAAUGUGACAUUUGGCGUACUGAAGGAAGGCUGCACCUACACCACCACUGUGAUCAUGAAGAAUGUUGGAGUGAACUUCUCAAGAUUUCGGGUGAAGCAACCACCUCCACACACAGGACUGAGAGUGAUGUACACACCAGGACCUGUGGCAGCAGGUUUGCAGGUUGAACUGGAGAUAGAGAUUUUCGCAAUGGCAAUUGGAGGGGAAGAUACUGAUGGCCUUGAAGAAAUUUCCCAUCGUAUUGAAAUAUUAACAGAAGCAGAGACUCUUCUCCUUCCUGUGAGGGCAAUUGUAUUAACCAAUGACAUUUAUGAGCGCCGCCCACAAGGAUACCCCCAGGGUGGGAUGGCAGCAACAGUCCGGCUGAUUUCUACAAUCCCCAAGGCCCAGUUCCAGAUUAUACUACCCCAGAAGCUUUCUAGUUAAUGUCAGAGCCCUGGAAGAGUAACAUAAAGAUCAUCAGUACUGAAAUACCUGAAUUUUAGUUGAAUGUUUUUCUGAAAACAACCCCAUUACAGUCUUUUU
Molecule: messenger RNA, 6732 nt
Organism: Rhea pennata
Lineage: Eukaryota; Metazoa; Chordata; Aves; Rheiformes; Rheidae
Gene: SPAG17
Product: sperm associated antigen 17
Exons: 49
Coding region: 1-6633 (2210 amino acids)
Biological process (GO): epithelial cilium movement involved in extracellular fluid movement; axonemal central apparatus assembly
Cellular component (GO): axonemal central apparatus
Source: RefSeq, a predicted model, not a curated record